This is a messenger RNA of Sorex araneus (European shrew), 6931 nucleotides long. It is a transcript of the gene KDM2A, whose product is annotated as lysine demethylase 2A. Lineage: Eukaryota; Metazoa; Chordata; Mammalia; Eulipotyphla; Soricidae. Gene Ontology annotation, molecular function: zinc ion binding; histone demethylase activity; transcription coregulator activity. The record is from RefSeq and is a predicted model, not a curated record. Gene Ontology annotation, biological process: regulation of transcription by RNA polymerase II; protein demethylation. Bases 949 to 4437 code for a protein of 1162 amino acids. The transcript is spliced from 21 exons.
GGUGGAGCGGCGCGCCGGAGGGGGGAGGCGGCGCCUGCGCAGUGCGCCGCCGAGGCGCUGUGUGUAUGUGAGAGUCUGACGGGUUCAAAAUGGCGGCGGCUGCUUCAGCGGCUCCUCCUGUGUGAGGGAAACAACACCCCUCCCCGGCAGCGGCGGCGGCGGCGGCGGCGGCGGCGGCUCGCAGAGCACCUUCCCCGCGGCUGGGCCUGUCGCCGCGCUGUCUAUCGGGGGCAGGGGGCGCUCCGGGAGGAGGGGCAACGCCAGGGGGGCCCAUCCCCCGGAAUCCCUCUUCUGCGACUGGGGAGUAGCCGGGGGCUCGUCCCGCAGCGCGGAGCCCGGGCUGAGGGGGAGACGCGAGGGGAAUCCGGGCCCCCCCCAGCCCCCAGCCCCCUAGCCCGGCGCGCCGCGCCGCUCCCGCCCUCUCCGCCCCCCGGGGCCGGGGCCCGCGUUCCGGGGGGCCGGGGCGGCGCGGGGAGCUCGGGCCGGCCGGUCUCAGCUGAUCGGCCGCGGCUCCCCGGCUGCUGGCCCAGGGCACGGCCAGGAGGGCGCUACCUCGCGGCGGGGGCCGGCCCGGGGCUCGGGCCGCUGACCGCUGGCCCGGGGGAGGCGGGGGCGCCCCGGGCUCGGCGCCGAGGGGUCGCGCUCCCCGCUCCUUGCCGCCUCCGACUCCCGGGCUCACGAGCCCCGCGAGCAGCCCGGAUCCCGCGGCUGUUUCCUCGCCUGCCCGGGUCGCUCUGACCCGCUCUGGAUACUGGGUGGCUCCACGGAAAAAAACCGAAGACGACGUGUGGGAUUUAAUUUGCCCUCCCAGUUUUUGGAAUCUUUCACUUCUCACUUGGACCAGAACUCACGAGCGCGAUCCCCGUGUUGCAAUCUGGUUACUAAGGAGGAAGAGGAAGGCAGCCCUGGAGUGGUUUCUUAACUGUAAUUGAAAAGGAAGAGUGAGAGAUGGAACCUGAAGAAGAAAGAAUUCGUUACAGCCAGAGAUUGCGUGGUACCAUGAGGCGGCGCUAUGAAGAUGAUGGUAUCUCAGAUGAUGAAAUUGAAGGGAAAAGGACUUUUGACUUGGAAGAGAAACUCCACACCAACAAAUACAAUGCAAAUUUUGUUACUUUUAUGGAGGGAAAAGAUUUUAAUGUAGAAUAUAUCCAGCGAGGUGGCUUAAGAGAUCCUCUGAUUUUCAAGAAUUCUGAUGGACUUGGAAUAAAGAUGCCAGAUCCAGACUUCACCGUGAAUGACGUCAAAAUGUGUGUGGGGAGUCGCCGCAUGGUGGAUGUCAUGGAUGUGAACACACAGAAAGGCAUUGAAAUGACCAUGGCUCAAUGGACACGCUACUAUGAGACUCCGGAGGAGGAGCGAGAAAAACUGUAUAAUGUCAUCAGCCUAGAGUUUAGCCACACCAGGCUGGAGAACAUGGUGCAAAGACCCUCAACGGUGGAUUUCAUUGACUGGGUAGACAACAUGUGGCCAAGACAUUUGAAGGAAAGUCAGACGGAAUCAACCAAUGCCAUCUUGGAGAUGCAGUAUCCUAAAGUGCAGAAGUACUGUUUAAUGAGUGUUCGAGGCUGCUAUACUGACUUCCAUGUGGACUUCGGUGGUACCUCUGUUUGGUAUCACAUCCAUCAAGGGGGAAAGGUCUUCUGGCUCAUCCCCCCUACAGCCCACAACCUGGAGCUGUACGAGAAUUGGCUGCUGUCAGGGAAACAGGGAGACAUCUUUCUGGGUGACCGGGUGUCAGAUUGUCAGCGCAUUGAGCUCAAGCAGGGCUAUACCUUCGUCAUUCCCUCAGGCUGGAUUCAUGCUGUGUACACUCCAACAGAUACAUUAGUGUUUGGAGGCAAUUUUUUGCAUAGUUUCAAUAUCCCUAUGCAGUUAAAAAUAUACAACAUUGAAGAUCGGACACGGGUUCCAAAUAAAUUCCGAUAUCCAUUCUACUAUGAGAUGUGUUGGUACGUGUUGGAGCGAUAUGUUUACUGCAUAACCAACCGCUCCCACCUAACUAAGGAAUUUCAGAAAGAGUCCCUUAACAUGGAUUUGGAGUUAAAUGGCCUGGACUCUGGAAAUGGGGAUGAGGAGGCCUUGGAUCGAGAACCACGGCGCUUGAGUAGUAGGCGUUCCGUCCUCACUAGCCCUAUAGCCAAUGGCAUCAACCUGGAUUAUGAUGGAAUGGGCAAGACGUGCCGAAGUCUUCCAACGCUGAAGAAAAGCCUGUCUGGGGACUCGCCCUCGGACUCCAGCCGAGGUUCCCACAAUGGCCAAGUGUGGGAUCCACAGUGUAGCCCCCGAAAGGACAAGCAGGUGCACCUAACCCAUUUUGAGCUUGAAGGCCUUCGCUGCCUUGUAGAUAAGUUGGAGUCUCUGCCACUGCAUAAGAAAUGUGUCCCCACGGGCAUAGAAGACGAAGAUGCCCUCAUUGCUGAUGUCAAGAUUUUGCUGGAGGACCUUGCCAACAGCGAUCCCAAGUUAGCCCUCACUGGAGUCCCGAUAGUACAGUGGCCAAAAAGGGACAAGCUUAAGUUCCCUGCCCGGCCAAAGGUGCGGGUUCCCACCAUCCCCAUCACAAAGCCUCACACUAUGAAACCAGCUCCACGGUUAACACCCGUGAGACCAGCUGCUGCCUCCCCCAUCGUAUCAGGAGCCAGGCGGAGACGAGUGCGGUGUCGAAAAUGCAAGGCCUGCGUGCAAGGAGAGUGUGGCGUUUGUCACUACUGCAGAGACAUGAAGAAGUUUGGGGGGCCUGGUCGAAUGAAGCAGUCCUGUGUCCUUCGGCAGUGCUUGGCACCCAGACUGCCUCACUCAGUCACAUGUUCCCUCUGUGGAGAAGUAGAUCAGAAUGAGGAGACCCAGGAUUUUGAGAAGAAGCUCAUGGAAUGCUGUAUCUGCAAUGAAAUUGUACAUCCCGGCUGCCUCCAGAUGGACGGAGAGGGCCUGCUUAAUGAGGAAUUGCCAAAUUGCUGGGAGUGUCCAAAGUGCUACCAGGAGGACAGCUCAGAGAAAACCCAGAAGCGGAAGAUGGACGAGAGCGAUGAAGAGUCCGUGCAGGCCAAGGUGCUGCGGCCCCUGCGGAGCUGCGACGAGCCGCUCACGCCCCCGCCUCACUCGCCCACCGCCAUGCUACAGCUCAUCCAUGACCCGGUGUCCCCCCGGGCCGUGGUGACUCGGUCCUCCCCUGGGGCUGGCCCCAGCGACCACCACAGUGCCAGCCGUGACGAGCGCUUCAAGCGGCGGCAGCUGCUGCGGCUGCAGGCCACCGAGCGCACCAUGGUACGGGAAAAGGAGAACAACCCCAGCGGCAGGAAGGAGCUGUCUGAAGUUGACAAAGCCAAGAUCCGGGGAUCGUACCUCACGGUCACGCUGCAGAGGCCCGCCAAAGAGCUCCACGGGACCUCCAUUGUGCCCAAGCUGCAGGCCAUCACGGCCUCCUCUGCCAACCUUCGCCAUACGCCCCGUGUGCUAGUACAGCACUGCCCAGCCCGGACCCCCCAGCGCGGGGACGAGGAGGGGCUGGGGGGAGAGGAGGAGGAAGAGGAGGAGGAGGAGGAGGAAGAUGACAGUGCAGAGGAGGGGGGUGCGGCCAGGCUGAAUGGCCGGGGCAGUUGGGCUCAGGAUGGAGACGAAAGCUGGAUGCAGCGGGAGGUCUGGAUGUCUGUCUUCCGCUACCUCAGCCGCAGAGAACUUUGUGAAUGUAUGCGAGUGUGCAAGACGUGGUAUAAAUGGUGCUGCGACAAAAGACUCUGGACAAAAAUCGACUUGAGCAGGUGUAAGGCUAUCGUGCCCCAGGCUCUCAGUGGCAUCAUCAAGAGACAGCCUGUUAGCCUUGACCUCAGUUGGACCAACAUCUCCAAAAAGCAACUGACAUGGCUUGUCAACCGGCUGCCAGGGCUGAAAGACCUCCUCCUAGCGGGCUGUUCCUGGUCAGCAGUCUCUGCCCUCAGCACCUCCAGCUGCCCCCUUCUCAGGACCCUUGAUCUUCGGUGGGCAGUAGGAAUCAAGGACCCCCAAAUUCGGGACUUGCUGACUCCACCAACUGAUAAACCGGGUCAGGACAAUCGCAGUAAGCUCCGGAACAUGACUGACUUCCGGCUGGCAGGCCUUGACAUCACAGAUGCCACGCUUCGCCUCAUCAUCCGCCAUAUGCCCCUUCUGUCUCGACUCGACCUCAGUCACUGCAGCCACCUCACAGAUCAGUCCUCCAACCUGCUCACGGCCGUUGGGUCUUCCACACGUUACUCCCUCACAGAGCUCAACAUGGCAGGUUGCAAUAAGCUGACUGACCAGACCCUAAUCUACCUACGGCGCAUCGCCAACGUCACCUUGAUCGACCUUCGCGGAUGCAAGCAGAUCACUAGGAAAGCCUGCGAGCACUUCAUCUCAGACUUGUCCAUCAACAGUCUCUACUGCCUGUCUGACGAGAAGCUGAUACAGAAGAUCAGCUAAGACCCCCCCGGCCCAGACUGAACCGGAAUCCGAUCUUCCCCCGCCUCCCCAGCCAGGAGAGCAUCUCUCCCUGACCCUGCGCGGGCUCCGAGGCCCGCGCCACACUCCCUGUCUGCUCUCCUGCCCCAGCCCUUCCCCUUCAGGCAGGGCAGAGAGGGGGCUGGACGCCAGGCUUCCCGCCUGCUCCUCUCCCUCCGCGAAGGGAGUAGCAGAUGGAUCUGAGGGAAAGCACAGGGCGUGUGCUGUCGAGGUGCCUGCUUGCUUGCUCGCCCACUUGCCCAGAGGCCAGGCUCUGAGUUGGGGGUGUCUGUGCACCUGGCACGUGUGCUGGGCCGGGGGCCCUCCCCUCGCCCUGGUCCCCAGCAGUGUCUGGUUCCGAGCUAACUCCCAGGGAAGAAAAUGGCCUCACCUCCGUGGCCAGGUUCUCCUUGUGGUGUCCAGUGCGUGUCUCUCCGUCACACUCUCCCGGCUCGUGCAGGAGCGGCCAGCAGCCCUGAGACGCCAGCCCCUUGCAGAUGCUACUGGUGCUGUGGAGGCCUCCAGCCUCCCAUCCGUCCGUGCUCUCCCGCUUCUCCGCCCUCACCUGGAGCCUGGCCGAAGGGUCGUGGUUGUUCCUGUAAUGAGGUCACCCCAGCUGACUUUUCCACUCGUCUCUAGGAGGUCCUUGUUGCACUUAUUGGGGGUGAGGCUCUGCAGAGGCGCCAGAACCGUCUGCUCCAGGGGAACCCCCGUCUUACUGCUUCCUAGGCAAAUUCUGAAGCAAGCACCAUCUCCUGUUCCCUUGACCCUUUCCCACACCCCCUUCUUCCCUUCCCGACUUGGGCUUGCCAGGAUGCCAGGCCUUGCAGAUAGUGGGAGCAGAGAAUUGGGCCAGGGCCCCCACUUCCCUCCCGGUAGCCCCCAGAGCCAUCCUUGUUUGGUCCCCAAAGCUCACUGAUCUGGCACCUUUGGGGCUAAGGAAGGGCUCCUGCUUAGCAGCCAGUCGCCUGCCAUCUGCCUGCAGCUGCGGGAGGGCGUGUGCAUGUGCCUCUGUGUGUGUGGCUGAGAGACGCGUGCGCGUGCGCGUGCGCACAGGGCGGGCGGGCAUCUCCCACCCCGCCACCCUGUGUUGAGCCCCCAGCAGCUGCCCCCUUUUACUUUGCAUUGAACGGCCUGUCCAAAGAUCCUCUCUCUAGGGCAGCAGAGAGCUUUUUGCACUUUAAAAAAAAAAAAAAAAAGGAAAGAAAAAAGGUCGAAACUUCUUUUGGGUCAAUAUUUCCGUGUGAGGAGGUGCUCGAGAGCGGCAGUCUGGUGAGAGCUUGCGGUAGAAGCGGAUUUGCACUCCGCCCCCCCAUCUGUCUGUCUAUCCAUCCAUCCGUCCUUCCUUCCGGAGAGUGAUAGCACAACCUGGCCCACCUUCUCUUCCUCCAGCGCCCCCUCUCCCCCCUCCCCCAGUCUGGUCCCAGCUCUCGGCUCCCCGGAGCUGCACAGUGGAGGGGAAGGAGCCCAGGUAGCGGGGUCUGAAGUGUGAGCCGCGCAGAGGGGAGACGCCAGCUGCACCCUCACCACUUCCAAAAGCAAUAGAGGCAGAGGGUUCCCCUCUUCGCCACCUAUCCCAGCUUUGACCCUGGCAUCGACUGGCCUCCUAAGAAACUGGGGUGGGGGGAGCGCAGGGGGACAUCGUGUCUGUUUCUUCCAAUCUGCUGAUCCUCUUGGCUGCACCUUCAGAGCGGCCGUCUGCUCCCUGCCCCUCCACCCCUUCUGUUGGUCUCCAGGCCCCAGUACUCUGGGGCUGACACUUUGAGGAAAUGCCAGUGACUUAUUCCAGAGUGCCUCAGUUCGGGGAACUUCUCUGUAAAGAACCCUGGGUAUUGAGCAAAAACUUUAUUAUUAUUGGUAUUAUUGUUAAUGACCUAUAAUUGGAAGCUUCCCGCCUUUUUUGGUUGCUCCUGUGGACAGUACGGAAAAGAUCGCUUUGUCUUGUUUUGUUGUCUUUGUAUAAAAGGGGAGGUGGAGAGACCCCUUCAGAGCAGGGAUUGUGCCGGGAGAGUGCCUCUGACUUUGGGACAUUUCAUCCACAGAAAUUUCCAAGCUGAUGGUAGGUUUGGGGGUUUGGAUUUUAUUUUUGAUUGUUUGGGGUUGGAAAAACGAGCAUUUUUACCGCGCACGUCAGUUGGUCAGCAGGAAAGGGAGCCCAGGAGUGGCUACAGAUGGACCCACGCCCUGGCUGGGCUUGCCUUUUCUCAGACUGUGAGGGGGGAAUGGUUUUUAGAGGUGAGGGCUGGUCCAUGUGGAGGAAAGCAAGUUUGGGGACAGGCAUCCACGGUUCCAUCGCAUUUCCUGCACUCGGCUCUGGAGGCAGCCUCGCCAGGAGAGCCACCCGCCUCCCAUCUUCCCAAGCACCGGGGCGAAAACCCACAAAGGAAAGGAAGAGAAAUUAUAUAUAUCUAAUAUAAAAUCACUUGGUGAUUAAAAAAAUAACUGCUCCAUAAAUAAAACUCCUAAAGUCACUAUG